AUGUCCCACCCUUUGACGAAUAUAGAUUUGAACGGCGCCACUCAGGACACUCAAACCGAAAAGCAGGUCGUCAAGGUCUCCUCCCCAGAGGCAAUGCAGCCCAGCAAAGAAGCAUCCAAACUACCUGAGAACUUUGGCGAGAUUGUGCAAGGAAUUUACCGCAGCUCGUUUCCUCUACCGUCGAACCUUCCGGCACUAAAGGCCCUCGGCUUGAAAACCAUCAUUACUCUUGUCGAAGAGCCAUAUGAACAAAGCCAUGAGAACUUUGUAAAAGACGGUGGAAUUACGCAUCAUCGGAUUGCAUUCAUUGCAAACAAGAACCCAAGUGUCAGGACUCCAGAGACCGUUGUGAACCAUAUUAUGGAGAUAUUGCUCAACAAAAACAACCAUCCGGUGCUUAUCCACUGCAAUAAGGGUAAGCAUCGCACUGGAUGCGUGAGCGCCUGUUUCCGCAAACUGCAGGGAUGGGACUUGCGGGAGAUCAUUGAUGAAUAUGUCCACUACUCGGGCAAGAAGCAACGACAGCUCGACAAGGUGUUCAUCGAGGAAUUUGAUCCUUCCAAGCUCAUGCAAUUGACUCAAGCUUCGGGUGCAAAACUCUGGCGUCCCGAAGGGAGCCACUUCAAUAUCGAAACCGAUACGGAUGAUGACCAGUCCAACAAACUUCACGAACUCCCUUGCAACGGCAUUCCCGUUACUUAG
Molecule: messenger RNA, 702 nt
Organism: Aspergillus calidoustus
Lineage: Eukaryota; Fungi; Ascomycota; Eurotiomycetes; Eurotiales; Aspergillaceae
Source: the annotation of a GenBank genome assembly